This is a messenger RNA of Mytilus trossulus (common blue mussel), 2966 nucleotides long. RefSeq names its product neuronal acetylcholine receptor subunit alpha-4-like. Gene Ontology annotation, cellular component: neuron projection; plasma membrane; synapse. Bases 1 to 1002 code for a protein of 333 amino acids. Gene Ontology annotation, biological process: regulation of membrane potential; monoatomic ion transmembrane transport; chemical synaptic transmission. The transcript is spliced from 3 exons. Gene Ontology annotation, molecular function: excitatory extracellular ligand-gated monoatomic ion channel activity; transmembrane signaling receptor activity; transmitter-gated monoatomic ion channel activity involved in regulation of postsynaptic membrane potential. NCBI's taxonomy places the organism in Eukaryota, Metazoa, Mollusca, Bivalvia, Mytilida, Mytilidae. The record is from RefSeq and is a predicted model, not a curated record.
AUGGCAUACUCUCGUUUUAAUAAUUAUUCAGACAGUGAUCUUUGUAGGGAUAUAGCAGGAAGGAUAAUCGAAUUAGAGAACAAAUUGGGUGCUGGAAGAAUUAUUCGAAUAUCAAAUGAGGGACAAUUACGAUGGGAACCAAUCGCAGUGUUGUCCACAGCAUGUUCAAUGGUUCUGGCGUGGUUCCCAUUUGACAGUCAAAGAUGUUUCAUAAAAUUAGCUAGCAUGGAUCACCCGUUUUUCGAAGUAAAUUUAAUAUUAAAAUCCAAUGCAGUAGAUACAGAUUUACAUGAAACACAAGCAGAUUGGGAGCUCGUUGACACAUUACAAACUUUUUCUUAUUUAUUGGAUGAUGGUGGAGUUGCGUAUCCGGUAGUUGAGUUCGGAAUUAUUGUUAAAAGGCUCCCUCUUCAUUACAUUUUAAUUGUUAUAGUACCAACAAUUCUUACUGCAGUAUUAACAUUUAUUGCAUUUUUUCUGCCGCUGAAAUCCGGAACAAGACUUGGAUAUAUUGUUACAGUUGUACUAGCUUUAGUGGUUUUAUUGACAUUAUUUGCAGACACAAUACCUUCUGCUGCAAAAUUUCCUUCAAUUCUAGUGGCAGUAUUUACGGUAACAUUAGGAAUGGCCUUUCUUUUGAUCAUUAUAACGAUAUUUGUUAUGAGAAUUUACAAUAAACCAAAACGUGACGUUGCUCCAAAAUGGAUGCAUUCCAUGGUGAGGAAGAUUAGACAGCUGAAGUCAAAGUUAUUGUUAAAGUGUAAAUGCAGGGCUAGCCGAAUUGACCAUCUUAAACAAAAUCAGCCUAUAGAAGAUGGAAGACCGACAGAAGAAACAAACCGCGUGGAGAACAGUACGCAAUUAAAACCAUACAGCAACCAGGAGCUGGCUGAAUUUUUUGACAAUUUUUUGUUUGUUGUUUUUACAGUUUUAUAUAUUUUGAUUCUUUCAAGUGCCCCAGUAGUAGCAGCCAUUUGGGUGGAAAAUUACAAAUCCAACUAAGAACUUAGUCGUUAUUGCACAUUUGUUUCUUUACCUUUCAACUUCCUUAACUUCGUUUUUCGGUCGACAAAUAUUUUUUUUUUGUAUUUCAACUAUCUUGGGUUAUUGUAUAUUUGGCAUCACCAUUUAUCAUGUGUAUUUAGUAUCUAUUCGUAUUUUUUAACUGAUUUGUGUACGUACAUACGUGUAUAUUAUUGGUUCUUCAAUAUUUUAAACUGUUAUCUCUCUACGGGCAGGACGAAUAUAACUUCCUAAAAUGUACAGCCCGCCAUCGAAAGAAUGUAACAGAAACAUUCAUUAUUAAGUAUUAGAAAAUGGAAAACAACGUUUAAGAAUUUAAUGCGUUCGAAGCGCUUUUCUGGAUUUACCCUUUAUCAGGAACGCUCAUAGCCAAACAUUUGAAAUCAGAAGAUGUAAAUGUACCGAACCCGUUGAAGAGCUAUAUGACAAAAUAUACCUAAAAUAAAUAGCCAAAUUCAUCUUUAGUAAAAUUUGCCUGAGGGAGUUGACACCUUAGUUUUUAUUUUAUAAUUUCAAGAUUUAUACACGGAUAAUUUAAAAAAAAAUGUUAAAUCAUGUCAGUUCCGAAAUACUGACUACUGAGCUGAAUAUACCCUCGGAGACUGAUAGUCCACCAGCAGAGGUAUCGACCCAGUGAUGUAAAAAGUGGAAAACAAAACGUUUAACAAUCCCAUGCGUUCGAAGCGCUUUUCUGGAUUUACCUUCAGCAGGAACGCUCAUAGCAAAACAUUUGAAAUCCGAAGAUGUAUAAGUACCGAACCCGUUGAAGAGCUAUAUGACAGAAAAUACCUAAAAUAAAACGCCAAAUUCAUCUUAAGUCAACUUUGCCUGAGGGAGUUGAAACCUUAGUUCCUUAAUAACUGUUAAAAAUAUUAAGUCUUCUUUUAUACUCUUGUGUUUUUAAUAUUGUUCAAAUGUGGUAGUCUACAGUAUCAGUGAAGAGAUAUUAAUUGGCAAAAAUGUGCUUCUAGCACUAUUAAAUUGGUACCGUUUUUUGUAGUUUUGGGUCUACCAAACUUUCAAUAUCAUAUUACCAGGUACAUAUUUUGCUAAUUGUUGAACUUUGCCGGUCGUAUGUAUAUUUACAUACUCAUUUAAACUCUAACUGACAUUUUUCUAGUACUUACACUCAUACUACUACUUAUGUUAAUGCUGAUGUUAUUGUCAAAUCUCAUUCUUCGGGAUUAUAUGCUAGACACGAUAUAUGAAUUCGCAGCCCGUUAUUGAAUUGUUUAUUUUUGGUUUUACAAUUUGUUAUAUUCUAUUAUUUUUAAUGAUGUCAUUCAGUCACAGGACUUCAAAUCUUUCAAUCCUUAUGGAUUGAUUUAAAAUACAUAAUUUAUAUAAGUAAGCAAUGAAUGUGGUAGUUAAAUUCGAUAGAUGCCUUGUUGGGCUUCUUUGCAAGAUAUUUGUUUAUUUUUGUUUUAAUUGAGAUUGUGACACGGUGAUGACUGCUAUACCUCUAUUUUAACAAUUUUACCUAAUAUGUCUGUUUUGUUAACGCAUCGUUGUAAAUACUAUGGUGAUUCAAACAAAUGAAAGGUUUCGCACUAUAAAAUACACUUGAAAAUGCCUGUACUAAUUCUAAAUAAUGACAGUUAUUGUCCAUUCGUUUGAUGUGUUUUGUCAUUUGAUUUUGCCAUGUGAUUAUGGACUUUCGUUUUGAAUUUUUUCUCAAAGUUCAGUAUUUUUGUGAUUUUACUUUUAUCUUAUGAUCAAAUAUUUAGCAUUGAUCAAAUAGAAAACAGCAAAUCUUGACCAUGAAAGAUAUCAUAACAAAGACAAACGUCAAACUGCAGCAGACUCAGUAGAUAGUAUAACUAUAAUAUAAGAAAUAUAUUGUAACAGUCUAGGACAAUCCAAACACGUGAUUUGUAUUUGGAAAAAAAACACAGGUAAAGAUGGAAGGAAAGGAAACCGCUGCCUUUCCCGAAACUAGAAGG